UGCCUGUUUGCGCAUGUCCGACAGAUGAUGCUGCUUUAGCAGACAGCAGCACGAAGAGCUGACACGCUGAUUACAAUCCUUAUCAACGUUAUGUCGCCACAAAAUGAAGUUUACUUACUCAAAGAUUCCUGAGGACAGGAGACUUCAUCUGAAACCUCGGGGAAAUUGUGCCAAAAUAAACGCACCUUUGUGUAUGGUGAGGAAAAGGUGUCCCGUGCUGCAUUAGUUGAAGAGUGACAUGCUGGCCCGCCUGCCAGCAUCAGUUAAGCCUACCAUCAGACUACUUUCCCGCACGCAGAUGAACACUGGACCUCCAAAAUGGGAAACUACACAGAAAAUAAGAUCUGCCAGCUAUCCAACCCCAGCAGAGUUGGAUGCCUAUGCUAAGAAAGUUGCCAACAACCCUUUGACCAUCCAGAUCUUCCCGAGCAGCGUCAAAGUACCUCAAAAGAAGCACAUUCGUCGCACAGUCAACGGGCUUGACACAUCCUUGUCCAACCAACGCCAGAGUCCCUACUCCUCUCAGGUCGGCACCAGUGGGGGCCUGCUGGCUGUCCUCCGUGCACCUGUCAAAAACUCAGACACUAGCCACGCCCGACAACUACAUAAUUCAGUCAUGAACCCUCACAGUGGGCCCUACACCACUGAAAGCACUUUAAACCAUCCUCAGCCUGCUCCUCACCUACAGGGUCCGUCUCAGUCUGCACUCCAGAAGCAAAACUUGGUUCACCCUCAAGCACUACAGCAACAGCACCGUUUGACUCAUCCAAUGGCUUUACAGCAGCCUCACCCACAAGCUUUACAGCAAAGGAAUAUGGCUCGUUCACAAGCUCUCCAGCAGCAACAGAGCUUGUCCCAGAUUCAGGCGCCACAGCAGCAGAGAUUGGCUCAUCCACAGGGUAUGCAGAGACAGCAGAGCCUCCCUCACACCCAGACUGUGCAGCAGCAGCCACAGCAGGGCCAGUCAUGUUCGUCAGUUGUACCACAGCAGCAUCUUUCUCAUCUGCAGUCACUAAAGCAUCAGGUGGCUCCUCCACAAGCUUUACAUUCACAGCAAGGAGUGACUCAGGAUCUGCGCCACAUAUCUGAUGGAUCUCAGCUUCCGAGCAUGCAGCACAGCCAGGGGCUAGUUGGGUCACAGGCCCUUCCCCAGGCUGUUGCUGCAGGCCCUCCUACCAUGCCUAAUUGCCCCCAGCAAGCCCGACUGGGACCUUAUGGGCCGCAGAAGCUCCCUGACCCAGAUGCCCCACCAAAUAUAACUGUAUCUACCUCCACCAUCCCACUGUCCAUGGCAGCCAGCCUGCAUCAGAACAGACCUGGUGACCUGAGCAUCAUUGUGCACCAAAUCAACCAACUGUGUCAGGCUCGGGCCGGUAUGGGCACCACCUCAGUCUGUGAGGGACAGAUUGCAAACCCCAGCCCCAUUAGCCGCAACCUGCUCAUCAAUGCCAGCUCAAGGGUGUCCUCUCACCACCCAGCUCUGGGCAACGUACCCAGCAGCCUCAUGGUGGGACCACCAGACAAAGCUGCAGCCCAAGCUCCGAGCGUUUCUCUCAAUUCACAGCAGAGUAUAGCUGCUGCUAAUAGUGUACCUGCUUUUCACACCAACCCUGAGAAGGUGGCGCAGCAGCAGCUUCAGCACCAUUUACAUCAGCAGAAACAACAACAGCAGCAGCAACAUUUUCAGCAGCUUCAGCAGCUGCAGCAGCAACGCUCCUGGGCUCAGCAUCAGUUAGCCCACAUGCAGCAGCCUCCUGAGGGGGCCAAUCCUUGCAAGAAUCCAAGGAUGGAACCUCCAGCUGAGUGUGCUUUCCCCUCCAGAAACCUCUCCUACAGCCACAAGCUACCAAACAGUGCACAGAGCUUUCCCCUAAAUCAUCCUGCAGAAAAACCGCAACCCUCAUCCCCUGUUAAAUGCCCAGCAAGUUCUAUGCCUUACAUUAAUGGCCACUACAUGAAGCCACCGUGGAGCAGCGUUCAAGCAACAGCAGGAAACAAUGGCCCUCAAGAGCUCUCAAUGGCUUUCCAGGGAGGGCAGGCUGCUGCUUCCAGAGACAGAAUCCCAGGGGCAAAGUAUAGGCCAGGGAAGGAGGGUCCUAAUGACCAGUCAGAGCUGAUGCAGAAUAUGGAUUUCUUAGGUGGGGAUUUUCAGAUGCCCAGCUUUCAGGAGCAGAAUGUGGAUGCAAUGGGGAAUAUACACAGGUCCGCCAGGAGCCAAGUUCAGGAACCUGGCAGCAGCGGAGCAGUCCAUGCUCAUCGCCCAGGCUACUGUUAAAUGUGCGUUGAUGCCCAUGUGGCGUGUACUGAGUUCUUUGUUUUUGUUCUGGUCUACAGCUGCUUUCAGCUUCUGUAUUUUACUCUUUAAAACCUUCAAAGUGAGCAGUUAAAUUGCAUUGCUUCAGAGCUUGAUUUGGAGACCCACCAGGUGUGAUGUUUCAAAGUAUUCCUCAGGUCUUAAGCCAUGUCGUACUUGUUGCAGAUGAAGGGUUUUUGAGAUCGUUGUCGACUGUUUUAUCUCUGGCACAGAUGUGCUGCUGUUUGUUCAUAUAUCUAUGGUGUUGAGAAAUGUUAAUUUGCAGCUGAGACUAUGCUUGCCUUAUGAUUGUCACAGUGCUUUUCAUAGGUUGACAUGGAACAACUCAACUUUUAUUAGCAUGUGUGGCCUUAGAACUGCCCAGAGGCAAGAUAGAAUAGGAUGUCUUUGUGUAAUGUUUUUAUUUGCAAUUAUUUAUCUUCCUAACAGCUUUGAUCCAUUUGAAUGGGGGUUAUUUGUAUAUGCAAUUAUUAGGACUGUUGACAGUGCUCAAUCCCAUAGCUGCAGUGUACAUUUGUAAAGGGGUCUGGGUGUGAGCCAGAGCUCCCCUAUCAGGAAUACUAACAUGGCUUCUGAACGAUAUUGUUGGUGGUCCAGGUGAUUUUUGACAUUGCUCUUGGUGGGAUGUUUUAUGUUUUUGUUUUUGUUUUUUAAGGAAGAAAAAAAAAACCCUGCCAGAACUAGCAAAAUCGGUAACCUUCUCCAUUUCUGAGAUUCUUGUUGUGUGGGAGUUCUUUUUAAAAUUUUCUUUUUUGUUGUUGUUGUUUUUGCAUUUCUGUACAUUGUCUUACUUGAAUCGUAGAAUUUGCUUUUAAAUGUCAUGCUUAACAUUUGGAACAGGGGCAGAAAGUCUCAUUAGCUCCCCACAUGUUAAUCUUUAGGCAAUGUGAAACAGAAUGGGUCCCAUUACUUUAAACUGAGCGUGUCUGUAUGUGAAAGGUAAACUGAUCAUGUGCAUGCAUGCAAGUACGUCAGAUCAUGCUACCGGGGAAAAUGUAAUUUCCCUUGAGCACAGGUUGUCACCAUUUUACUACUGUAAUGCAAGUGAAUUGAUGUGGCGUGGAUGUUUCCUUUUCUGUGGGGCUUGUGGUCAGUUGUUCAUCUACUAGUCACCGGCCUUACCACGUGUCGUAUUUUUGUGACCUACAGAGAAAGAACUAAGAACAUGUAAUGCAGGUCAUGUUUUACUAGAUGUACCAUAGUUGAUGUUGUCUGGGCUUGUGUUGCUGUAUUAACCUCAAGCCUUCUGGAAAAAGCCUUAAAUGACACACUAGUUAUAGUCUACUUUAACAGUUUCUUUGCCAGGAUCACAACUUGUGUAUGGCUGUGAGGAAGGUUGUUUUUUCUUUUUUUGUUGUUGUUGUUUUUUGCCCCUGAACUUUGGUUUCUCUGUUUAAAGCUAAUGUUGGAUUAUUUGGAAGGUGUUAACAUGUACAGGCAGUAGGAAUGGAUGAUAUUGCCUUAAGGUAAUAAUGCUACUCAUCCCAGAUUAUAAAGCCCUCAUCCUUCUGUCUGAAAUGUUGCCUAUCUAAGGAUUUAGGAUAGUGGAGAAAAAAAUGACUUGAUAGCAGAUUUAAUAGGUAUUUAGACCAGGGAUGUAGCAGUUAUUUUAAGGUAUUUGAACUGUUUUUAGUUGUUACAUGUAAUAUCCUCAUAGUUUAAUUUAUUUUUUUGGACCACUGCAUCCUGAAGCCAUAGGUAUUUUCACAUUAGGUGCCAUAGGUGACAUCCUGAUGCAGGCAAUAGGUUUGCAUCAUUGCUUUAAUGUCUUUCACAACAGCAGUUCUUUUUUUUCCUAACUGGAUUGUUCUCAGAACAUCGUACAGAUUAAAAGGGAGAAAGAAUUGCAAGAUGAUGAAUCUUCAAAGAGACAAUUCUCUUACAAGCUGUAGCUUUUCUGGAGUUCAGUCUUUGUACUUAAUGGCAGUUUUUUU
Neolamprologus brichardi is the source of this 4248-nucleotide messenger RNA. Lineage: Eukaryota; Metazoa; Chordata; Actinopteri; Cichliformes; Cichlidae. The record is from RefSeq and is a predicted model, not a curated record.